This is a messenger RNA of Tinamus guttatus (white-throated tinamou), 935 nucleotides long. The record is from RefSeq and is a predicted model, not a curated record. Lineage: Eukaryota; Metazoa; Chordata; Aves; Tinamiformes; Tinamidae.
CCUGCUUCCUCCAUUAGCUAUGCUCCUUGGUGUCCAGCUUGUCAGCAAAUUGAAUUGACAUGGGAGACUUUUGCAAAGGAAAGUGAACCUCUAGAUAUCACUGUGGGAAAGGUGGAUGUCAGUCAAGAACCAGGCCUGAGUGGUCGUUUCUUUGUCACAACACUGCCUACAAUUUACCAUGCAAAAGAUGGAGUAUUUCGCAGAUAUCGAGGCUCACGGACACUGGAGGAUCUUCAAGGUUAUGUUUCAGAGAGAAAAUGGGAAGCUGUGGAGCCUGUAGCAGGAUGGAAGUCUCCCUCUUCUAUAAUGAUGCAUGGCAUGGCAGGACUCUUCCAUCUCUCUGGGUGGAUCCGGCAAAUUCAUAGCUACCUCACUGGCACUCUUGGACUUCAUGUUUGGGUUUCCUAUGCAGUGUUUGUCUUAACAACCUUAUUGAUUGGCCUGACCCUGGGUUUGGUAUUGGUUUUGAUUUCAGACUGCCUUUGCCCAUCCAAGACAAAAAACAGAGAUGAAACAUCUGACGAAGUGAUUGAAAAGGAGAAUGUGGAAAAUGCUGCAUUAGAAGAACCAGAGGAGUCUGCAGAGCUUUCAGCAGAUGAUGUAGAAGAAACUGCAGAGGUAAAGGAUCUUUCAGAUGCAGAAGAUGCAGCAAAUUCAAGUGCUGAUGACUUGGAAGAAGACUUGAUACUUGCUAAAGAAUCAGAGGAAGAAGAAACAGAAGACUUAAGUGAACAACGUUUAGCUGAUUCAGAGACCGAAAGCUCAGUAAGACAGCGUAGAAGUCAGGUGGCUGAUAGUGGCCUAUAGUUGUUAUGGUGGCAUAUUUUGUACCCUUGGACCAAAGAAGUAUCAGAACUUGGGUUGGAAGCUGAGGCUUACGUUUGACUUGUCACUUUUGUUUACGCAGAACCUCUGCUCUGUCAGUAGGCUUUUUU